Molecule: messenger RNA, 839 nt
Organism: Penicillium antarcticum
Lineage: Eukaryota; Fungi; Ascomycota; Eurotiomycetes; Eurotiales; Aspergillaceae
Product: 40S ribosomal uS17 domain-containing protein
Exons: 4
Biological process (GO): translation
Cellular component (GO): cytosolic small ribosomal subunit; ribosome
Molecular function (GO): structural constituent of ribosome
Source: RefSeq, a predicted model, not a curated record
GCCCAAUCAGGACUAGUGGCGCACACUACGAAUUACCAAAGAAUCCGCGGGUCAACGAAUCUUCCUCAUCUUCGACAGCCGCCAACCCGACCUUUUUUCCCCUCGACACCGCUUCCUCGUCGAGACAACACCGCAACAAUGGCCACCGAGUUGACCGUCCAGUCCGAGCGCGCUUUCCAGAAGCAGCCUCACAUCUUCCUCAACGCUAAGAGCAAGGCCUCCAGCAAGAAGUCCACCUCCGGUCGCCGCUGGUACAAGGAUGUCGGUCUCGGUUUCCGUACCCCCAAGACCGCCAUUGAGGGCUCCUACAUCGACAAGAAGUGCCCCUUCGUCGGCCAGAUCUCCAUCCGUGGCCGUAUCCUGACCGGCAAGGUCGUCUCCACCAAGAUGCACCGUACCAUCGUCAUCCGCCGUGAAUACCUUCACUACGUCCCCAAGUACAACCGUUACGAGAAGCGCCACAAGAACCUGUCUGCUCACGUCUCCCCCGCUUUCCGUGUUGAGGAGGGUGACUGGGUUACCGUCGGCCAGUGCCGUCCUCUGUCCAAGACCGUCCGCUUCAACGUGUUGAAGGUGUUGCCCCGCACUGGCAAGGCUGUCAAGUCUUUCGCCAAGUUCUAAGUGUUGGAUAAUUGGGUUCUCGAAGACAUAACGGCGAAGGAAGCGGUAUGAUUUGGAUACAGGAAAUCCUCGGGUGGGGAUUGGGAUAGUUUACGAGUUUCCAUGUCCCAGAUACCUCGCUGAAGAAUGAGUGUAUCCACGCAAAAAGCAAAAAUAUUUCUUCAAUCUUCUUGCGAUGGAAACUGUACAACAGCUCUGGUCAAAAAAAAAGACUGACC